Lethenteron reissneri (Far Eastern brook lamprey) is the source of this 5747-nucleotide messenger RNA. RefSeq names its product alsin-like. NCBI's taxonomy places the organism in Eukaryota, Metazoa, Chordata, Hyperoartia, Petromyzontiformes, Petromyzontidae. Gene Ontology annotation, cellular component: intracellular membrane-bounded organelle; cytoplasm. Gene Ontology annotation, molecular function: guanyl-nucleotide exchange factor activity; small GTPase binding. The record is from RefSeq and is a predicted model, not a curated record. Gene Ontology annotation, biological process: regulation of GTPase activity; endosomal transport.
CAUCAAGCAGGUGUGAGUGGUGAUGUCACAACGAUACAAAAGAGCUUGAGAGCGCUGUGCCCAGUCAGACAGGAAUCCAGCCAGGUCAUCAGGCUACACAACUUUUUUACUGUGCCAUGGAGGAGCCGGCUGCUGGCUGUGGACUCGUGUUCGUGUGGCGGCGGUGGCGUCGUCAUGAUGGAGAGUUCGUGCCACAAGCACUCGGGGCACCGCUCAUCCGCCAGCCUGUGCAGCAGGCCCUCAUCAGCACGCAGCACGGCCUCCUGCUCACCACAGCUGGUGAGGUUUUCUUUCUCAAAAAUGUGACCCAGGGUUUGGAAGGAGAUGAGGAUUCCACGUUAACCCCUCGAGAAGAAGCCACGAGAAACCUCAGAGAAAAAUAUCCGCGAUCGUCGGACUCUAGCUCUGCAGACAACACUGACGUUCCGCCAAGCGGAACACAACUCGGCUCAUUGGACGUAAACCUGCACACAGCAGCAGUCGCUCCCGAAAAUGCCAAGACACAAGUAGAGGAGGACAGCACCGCUUCAGCCAAUCCAGCCUCUGAACCGUCAGAGGAUUGUCAGCAGCCUGGGCCUACGGACGGUGCCGACGCGUGGGACAUCGCCCCGAUGAGGGCCUUGCUCGGGAAGGUCGUCCUGAGCGUUGCGGUGGGGCGGACCCACUGCGGCGCUGUGUGCUCGGGCGGAGUGCCCUUCAUGUGGGGGUGCAACACCCACGGCCAGUGUGGCAGGAGCGCGCCCGACGCCAUCGGCAGUCCCGCUCCGGUGCCCACGUUCGAAGCGGGCCCUGGCAGAGAGGCACCGCCGCUGGCCGACGUGGCCCAGCUGGCCUGCGGGGACGCCUUCACGCUGGCCCUCUCGCUUCGCGGAGAAGCGUGGGAGUGGGGCGGUGUGCCGGGCAGGAGCGGCGGCGGUGACUGUGGCAGCGGCAUGGCGGCGGUGGUGCCGCCGCGUGUGGUAGAGGCACUGCGCGCCGUCUGUGUGGUGCAGGUGGCGUGCGGGGCGCAGCACUGUCUCGCGCUGGCACGGCGAGCACGGAGUACAGUGGCGGCAGCGGCAGCGGUGGCCGGCCCCGAGCCCGACACGUGUGCCCACUGCAGGCAACUGUUGGUGACCAUGACUGACGCAGCGGACCACGUGGUCAUUUCCGACGAGCACCACUGCCUCGCGUCGGAAGCAGUGACGGCAUCCAAUCAGUGCGGCGGCGAGACUGAGAGGGGUGUCGUUCGUGCCCACCAUGAUAGCUCUCUGCCCGAGGAGAGCAAGGUCCCAGUGCAAAUGGCUGAGGACAUCUUAGAGUCACAGAGCCGGGCCGUUGAGGUGGAGACGUGCAGCUUGGGCCGUGGGGAGGGGUCUCGGGUGAGGAGCGUGGAGGCGGAGGAGGGCGAGGGCGGCGGGCGCAAGUGCCUGAGCCUGGUGGACGUGCGCGCUGUACGUGAGGAGUGCUCGCGCCGCCUCUCCCUGCCCGGCCUGGUUCAGGGCCUGGCCCACGUGUCACGCUUUGCAAGAAAGGCCGAUGACAGCAGAGAGGGCGCCCGGCCGGGCCCCGCAACAUUGCCCAGCUCCCCCGAGGCCGAGUGGGCCUCAAGUCUGCCGUGCCUGCAGACCGAGCUGUGGAGCUGGGGCCGUGGGCUCGAGGGCCAGUUGGGCCUUGGAGACUUCAACCCCAGGGCAGAGGCCGAGUGUGUGAAGACGCUGAGCGGACAGGAGACGGUGAAGGUGGUGGCUGGAGGUUAUCACUCCAUGGCUCUCACCAGCACGGGACAGGUUUGGUUGUGGGGCUGUAACUCUCGGGGUCAUCGUGGCCACGCGAGCUCCUCUCCGCCGUUGCCCCGCUUGCUCAUGGGCCCACCUGCCCAAGCGGUUUGGGACAUCUCGGCUGGAGACUUUGGCUCCCUGCUACUCUGCGACGGGCCUGGACACUGCCCACGGCUAUUCCACGUGGGAGGGGAGCCCACACUUGCGAGCGUUGCCGUCAUCCCCGUACCAGAGCAGGUUGGCCACGUGUUCAGUGUGUCGCUGAGUGGGAACGUCUUCGUGUCUCUGUCGGAUGGGGGCCCCUCCUUCUCCUCCGCCACCGCUGCCGCCGCCCCUGAGGGGUUUGUGGCUGCCCUGCAUGAGUUAUCGGCUACGGAGCGCACCUGCUACCGCGAGCUGCAAGCAGCCAAGACUCACGUGCUCAAGCCUCUGCUGAACUCAGAUGCAGUGGCGGCGCUCCGAGGGUCCGCGGUGGAGGCUGCCUUCCGGGCUGCUGUCGACACCUUCCGCAGCACCUGCUGGCUGCUGGGCCAGCACGGGGCCAGCCUGGGCACGUUCCUGGGCGGCAGGCGCGACGUGGGAGACCUGUUCGUCGUCUCCCAACUCGCAACCCACACGCAGACGUUUCAGAAGUACUUUUCAUCCUUCACCAACCUGCUGGUGUUGGAUGGAAUUGAAGUAAUUUCCCGCAUAGCCGGGGAGUGCCUAAAAGUUGGUUUGCAAGCACUCAAACAGUUGGCGCAAGGACAGGCGAAUGAGCGAGCGGACGAGGCUUCGUUGGCGGACGGGCUGCUGCGGCUUCUCUCGUGGCCGGGAGACAGAGCCCAGGAGUACGCGAGGCUCACCAAGCAGAUGUGUGGCAGCUUCCCUGGGGGGAGCACUGAGUGGCAGAGCCUGCACAAGGUCUCCAGCUGCUGGGCCGCGCUUGCCGCGUCGCUGGCUCGUGAGCGCGCCGCGGCCGACCGCACACGGCUCUUCUGGGCGGCCUGCUCUUCCAAGCUCACGGAAUCCCUGCGCAGGCCGGAGAGGCGCUUGGUGCGGGAGUCGCGCAGCUGUCCGCUCGCCCUGCACCACACGGCUCGCUUCUCUAUCCACUGGUUCAUCCUGUUCAACGACGCCUUCAUCCACGCUCAGUUCUCCAGCCAUCAGGUGUUCCCGCUCAGCACCGUGUGGGCCGAGCCGUUCUCUGACGAAGACGCCACGAGACACACGCUGAGGAUAAUCACACCGGAGGAGCAGCUCUUGCUCAUCACACCACAUGCCAAGGGCAAGACGGAAUGGCUGUGUGCGCUGAACGACACGAUCGAGCGCGCGCUCUCCAACGCGGACGGGUGGAUGCAUAAGGGGGGCACGGCGCUGGUCCUGGGCACCCCCCUCCACCACGGGUGGGGGGGGCCACCCCCCGUUGCGCGCACGGCCGUGCACACCUUCUACCGUGACGCGCGGCUCAAGCACGCCACCUAUGAGGGCGCCUGGGUGUGCGGCAAGCCCCAUGGCCGGGGAGUGCUCAAGUGGCUGGAUGGACGAGUGUAUGUUGGCGUAUUCCGCAAUGGCCUGGAGGAUGGGUUCGGAGAGCUCUGUGUGCCGAACAAGCUUCUGGGAAAGGAUGAUGUUUAUUGUGGCCAGUGGAAAGCAGCCCGAAUGCAUGGGCAGGGUGCCAUAAGGUACGCGAACGGGGACGUGUACGAAGGUGUCUUCAGUAACGGAGCUCGGCAUGGGCACGGGGUGCUCCGCAGCGGCUCCCACACCUCCAUCUCCUCCAGCCUCUACAUCGGCCAGUGGGCCAACGACUGCAAGUGUGGCUACGGCGUAUUCGACGACAUCACGAGAGGCGAGAAGUACAUGGGCAUGUGGAUGAACGAUUGUCGCCAUGGUAACGGGGUGGUAGUGAGUCAGUUCGGACUUUACUACGAGUGUGUCUUCAGCAGCAACAGGAUGGCGGGUCAGGGUGUCUUGCUGUCGGAAGACGACACGCGCUACGAGGGGGAGUUCACAGCCGACCUCACCCUCAAUGGAAAGGGCGUGCUGACACUGCCCAACGGGGACGCCAUCGAGGGCUCGUUUGGCGGCGUGUGGGGCGGCGGGGAGCUGCGUGUGGCGGGGACUUUCCGCAAAGCCUUCCUGCUGGAGCCGGGUCGAGCAUCGCCCACUCCACCGCAGUGGGGCGGCCUGGCCGUGCCGGUGAAGGACAAAUGGUGCGGUGUGUUUGCCGAGUGCUGGGCCUUGCUGGGCUGCGACCGCGAGGGCCACGGGGAAGCUCGCCGCGCUUGGGACAGCGUCGCGGUGGCCCUCUCCUCAGGGCGGCGCCACGGCCCUCACAGCGCUCAUGGCAGGUCAGAAGUGAUGAGUAAUGCUCAGACCUUGACCAUGGAAAGCCUUGAAAUAAUCCCGCUGUACAACGUGGAGCAUCUGGACAACCGAGGCUAUGAGCAGGUCAAGACCUACCUCACGAAGGCGUGUGACACCGUCGUGCACCCUUUGGGCCGUCUGGUGGCCACGCUGGUGACCGUUUACCGUGCCACUUACGUGGGCGUGGGUGCCAACAAGCGGCUGCUGCCCCAGGCCGUGGAGGAGGUGCGCUCCUACGCGCAGCGCAUCUUCGGCAUCGUACGGUUCCUGUUUCCUGGGCUGCCAGAGGAGGGACAAUGCCUGAGGCCUCCCCAGGAUGAAUCAGCGAACCCUGAGCCCGCAUUGGCAACCUGUGUGGAGGAGGCAGGGGAGACGGUGACGAGCCUGGGCCUGGUGCUGCCACUGCUGCUGCCGCGCCUCUACCCGCCGCUCUUCACACUCUAUGCGCUGCACAACGAGCGGCCCGACGAUGACUUCUGGGAGCGUGUGCGGAGACUUAACAAGCAGUCGGACACGGGGCUGCUUUCCUUCCUCGGGGUGCAGCAGAAAUUUUGGCCCCUGUGUGAGUCAAUGCUCACAGACAAUCAGCAUAGACUGUCGGAGCUGCGUGACAUCUGCUUCGCGGAAGCCGUCGAUUCACUCCAGCAAAUCAGCACAACGUUUACGCCGGAGGACAAGCUCUUCGUCAUCCAGCGCACUUUUGAGCAGAUCAACGAGGCGCUGCGCGGGGUGGUGCAGCCCGACUACGUGUGGUCCAUGGACGACCUCUUCCCUGUCUUCCUGUUCGUGGUCCUGCGUGCCAGGAUCAGGAAUCUGGGAUCAGAGAUCCAGCUGAUCGAGGAUUUGAUGGACCCCUUCUUGCAGCACGGGGAACAAGGCCUCAUGUUCACCACGCUCAAGGCUUGCUACCACCAGAUCCUCCGCGAGAAGCCGACUUGAGAAUGCUCUGCUUGCUCGGCACAUCGCCAUGGAGUCCCAGGGGACCGGCCUUGUGUGAAACGCCGGUGAAGACGUGGGCACACGUAGUGGAGACGACGCCGGGAACAAUAUGGCAGGGCCCCAAUGCAAUGUUUCAUGUUACAGAGUGGUCGUCGAGUAUCAUCAAUAGAACUGAAAAAGGGCAGUUGUCCACUGUAGGUACUAUUUUCUUAAAUAUAUGUGUUGCUUUAAUAAAGAUGCGCGAUCUAAGGGGUUGUUAUACAGUGUUUGUACACAGAGCUUAAAUGGUGAUUUUGAAAGUUACCUUUUGUGAAGGAAAUUGACAGGGACAAAGUAAAUGGGAUUAUAUGCCAUGUCAUAUUACUGUCAUGGAUUUCCCUCGCUUAGAAUCGUGAUCAACACUGCCGAACAUGGCUGUUCCCAUUGAAUGAUCAGAAGCACCAUUAAGCAGGAUAUAAGUAACAAUAAAUACACAGAUGUGCCCCCUUCACAUAUCUGUCCCCAGCACAUUAAAAAUAUUAAAUUGUGUUUAUCACAUCACAUCGGCCACAUGGAAGGCUUUAUUUUAAUUGACCGAUUAAAAAAUGUCGAAUCUGAAACACAAUAACGCGGUGUAACGCUGACCAGGAACCUUAUGGCAGCGGUGAGGCUGCAGAAGCAGCAGCAGUGAGUGGGGGGUGCGUGGCGACAAACCGGCCA